CAGCGACCUGCGGCUGAUGCACCGAUGAGUCUCCUCGUUAUUGAUUAACCGCGCCCCGCGUGACACCCGACGAGCCGAGCAUGCCGAGAUAGAGAGCGUCCCACUCGCGCUCCCUCCCACUAUGGCACGCGACGGUCCCCACGCGGAGGAUUUCCCGGACAAAGUGAUGCCCGGAGCGGCGCCCUGCACGUGCGGCAAGAAGUGCAGGGGUCGCGGCGGCAGCGUUGUCUUCCUGGGAUUAUUCCUGCUGUCGCUGUCCCUGCACGCCAUCACCCUCGUCUGCUACCUGGACCUGCGCUCCGAAGUCAAGCGGGAGAUUAUCCACCAGAAGCGGGACUCCGUGUUGACGCUGAGCGGGGUUGACCCGGCUGACCCGGCGGCGGUGCUCUCGCUCGGCCCCCCGCGGCUGGACUCCGGCGGCAGAGGAGCAGCAGGAGGCGGCAGCGGAGGAGACGGAGGAGACGGUCAUGAGGAGAGGUUACUGCACAGAAAUAGCGACUUCCGUGCCACAAAGGAUAACAGGGGCAUAACUCAACGAGCGAAAAGGAGUCCCGGCAAGCCGCCAGAUUCAGAAUCGACUGGAGGGAGAAGGAAAGAGAGGAAAAAAGGGAGGAAAAGGUCUGUGCCAGGCCCCCCUGGCCCCCCCGGUCCCCCAGGCCCACAGGGCCCACCGGGCAUCCCUGGAAUACCUGGUAUCCCAGGAAGCAUUGGUGUGGGGCCUGCAGGACCUCCUGGACCUCCAGGGCCACAGGGACCUCCGGGCGCUCAAGGUCCAGCAGGGGUUCUGGAUAAAACUAAAACAAAGGAAUUCCAGCCUGCAGUGGUUCACUUGCAAGGGCAGGAAACAACCAUCCAAGUGAGAGAAGAUCUGUCUGAAGGCAUCCUUAGGAACUGGAAGAUGGUGUCCAUCCACCACCGUGUGUUUAAAAUGCACCCUCGCUCUGGAGAGCUGGAGGUGCUGGUGGACGGUGUCUACUUCAUAUAUAGUCAGGUAGAAGUGUACUACCUCAACUUCACCGACAUUGCCAGCUAUGAGGUGAUGGUGGACUCCAACCCGUUCCUCCGGUGCACGUGCAGCAUUGAGACGGGCCAGCGCAAAUUCAACACCUGCUACACGGCCGGAGUGAGCCUGCUCCGCGCCGGCCAGAGGAUUUCCAUACGUAUAGUGUAUGAGGACACGCUCAUUAGCAUGACCAACCACACCACCUUCCUGGGAAGUGUCAGACUUGGAGAGGCUCCAUCUGCUGGACAGAACUGAUAACUACACAGCCACCAGGCCUCUUACGGAGAAGAAUGAAACGUUGCUCACAACGGACAAAUCAGUCCAGAGACACACUGUCCUCUCUUCCUGCUUGAUCUAGGAUUAAUAAAUUGACAAGAUCUGUUUUAAAAGCAACUACUAGUCCACCUGUUGCCCCAAGGGCAGGGCACUUAACUCCCACUAGGUUAUUAAAGUUCAGGAAGCCCCUGGGUGACUUUAGUUCACUUUCACAGCUCUGUAUCAAAAAGGACAGUUUAGACUGUUAUGCUUCACCUCACCUUGAUUCUGUGCAAAGAGCAUCAGACUUGAUGCGCCAAGUGUCCUUAUCAGACAAAAGUAUAUUUAUAGUUGCCAUGUUGUCUCCAGAAAGACCGCAUCUCUCUCUAGGAAUGACACUGCGCUGAGAGAUACUUAAUAUUUACAACCUUUGAGUGCUGUUGAAUGAUAAUCUUGUAUCUCCAAAAAUAACAUCUAACCCUCUGUUUGAAAUAUUUUCAUGCAGUUUGUACACCUUUUUUAAUAAAUUUAAUUCUAUUAACAGUUGUAAGUGGGUGGUUUAACAGGGGUUUCUAAGUUCCAUAUGCUCCUGGGUUAUAAAAAAAUAACGAGAAGAUCAUAUAAAUGUUCAAAGCAAGUACAAAGUUGCUGAGAAAAUCCAUUAAAACUGGAGUUAUAAGGUAUUCACAGAGCAACAGCACUAUAUAUUUUGCGCACAUUUGCACUACAGCAUCCCUGCAGAAUAUCAGUGAUAUGUUUUGUUACAGUGCUAUUGUUUAGUUACCAUAUGAAUGAAUCCAUGUGGACAAAUUAUAAUUGUUUAUACGUCUCUGUACAUAUUGUAUAUAAAAUGGGAUAUACUUUUGUAAAUGGAGUUGAUUGAUGGAUUAAAAUGUUUCAUUUUCUGUCUAAA
This is a messenger RNA of Pleuronectes platessa (European plaice), 2171 nucleotides long. RefSeq names its product ectodysplasin A (gene eda). The record is from RefSeq and is a predicted model, not a curated record. NCBI's taxonomy places the organism in Eukaryota, Metazoa, Chordata, Actinopteri, Pleuronectiformes, Pleuronectidae. The transcript has 8 exons. Gene Ontology annotation, cellular component: membrane. Gene Ontology annotation, biological process: animal organ development; immune response. Gene Ontology annotation, molecular function: death receptor agonist activity; tumor necrosis factor receptor binding; death receptor binding. Bases 122 to 1258 code for a protein of 378 amino acids.